Messenger RNA from Capsella rubella, 901 nucleotides. Its product is annotated as thioredoxin M1, chloroplastic. Gene Ontology annotation, cellular component: cytoplasm. The transcript has 2 exons. Bases 156 to 698 code for a protein of 180 amino acids. Gene Ontology annotation, molecular function: oxidoreductase activity, acting on a sulfur group of donors, disulfide as acceptor; protein-disulfide reductase activity. The record is from RefSeq and is a predicted model, not a curated record. NCBI's taxonomy places the organism in Eukaryota, Viridiplantae, Streptophyta, Magnoliopsida, Brassicales, Brassicaceae.
UCUUCUCCUAUCUCUCCUUUUCAUAAUUUUUGGGUUUUGUUAUCUUCUUCUUCUGGAUAUUAUUACAUUUGGGGCUCAAGGACAAUCUCAGGAAUCUAUUGUGUGUGUUACCCUUGCUUCUCCAUCUCCCUCUCUCUCUCUCCUCCACACACAGAAUGGCUGCUUUCACGUGUGCUUCCCGUCCGCCGAUUUCUCUCCGGUCAGAGAUGAGAAUCGCUUCCUCGCCGAUGGCUUCCUUCUCUACUCGACAGAUGUUCUCCGUGUUACCUGAAUCGGGAGGAUUGAGGACUCGCGUCUCUCUAUCUUCAGUCUCGAAGAAUUCUAGGGUUUCUCGAUUACGACGAGGUGUUGUCUGCGAAGCUCAGGACACUGCUACAGGGAUUCCAGUGGUCAACGAUUCAACAUGGGACUCUCUAGUUCUCAAGGCUGAUGAGCCUGUGUUCGUGGACUUUUGGGCACCAUGGUGUGGACCCUGCAAAAUGAUUGAUCCCAUUGUCAACGAACUGGCAGGACAGUUCGCAGGGAAGAUGAAGUUCUACAAACUAAACACUGACGAGUCUCCUGCAACUCCAAGCCAGUAUGGUGUUAGAAGCAUCCCGACCAUCAUGAUCUUUAUCAAGGGUGAGAAGAAGGAUACCAUCAUCGGUGCAGUGUCCAAAACCACAUUAGCAACGAGCAUCAACAAAUUCGUGCAAUGAAGUAGUGGUCACUGUUAAAAAAGUCUCUGCUUUUCUCUGUAUUUCUGAAGUCUGAACUAUUUACCUGUCUACUCCCCCCACUCAUCACUGUUCAUCUAGACAUGUAUAAUAUAAUAUGAUGUCUCAGAUUUUCAGAAAUUGAGAUUACGAAGACAUUUUUUAUGUGAUAUAUACCGAUCUACUCGGGUUGGAGAGACAAGAUC